Calliphora vicina (urban bluebottle blowfly) is the source of this 399-nucleotide messenger RNA. RefSeq lists its product as uncharacterized. The coding region runs from base 1 to 399 and encodes 132 amino acids. Lineage: Eukaryota; Metazoa; Arthropoda; Insecta; Diptera; Calliphoridae. The transcript is spliced from 3 exons. The record is from RefSeq and is a predicted model, not a curated record.
AUGGAAUUUUCGGUGAACCCCUUCAAGAGGCCCAUGAAUGCCUUACAAAAGCAAUGGUAUCGCAUACUCAUAGCACGUAAAGUGGGCAUUAGUACACAAAAUGAGCCAUUUGAAACUCAAGAGGAUUCUUACCAAACGAUUUGCCGUAAGCGUUACAAACAAGCAUUUCAUUGUUACAAUCAACAAUUCCGCAAGGAAAUUAAACAACUGGAGGCCAUGCAACCAAAUGCCAUAGAUGCCAUGCGGGUGCACAGGACCUUUGCCAUCACAACACUUUGGCUUCCUUUGCACUCAAAGCGCGAGAUCAACUUGACACUAGAACAACUGGAAAAUGUUUUAAGUGUCAAAGAAAGAAGACGCCUGCAGCAUAUUUUAAAAUAUGGCAUUGGUGCGAAAUGA